Molecule: messenger RNA, 189 nt
Organism: Eremothecium sinecaudum
Lineage: Eukaryota; Fungi; Ascomycota; Saccharomycetes; Saccharomycetales; Saccharomycetaceae
Gene: RPL29
Product: 60S ribosomal protein eL29
Exons: 1
Coding region: 1-189 (62 amino acids)
Biological process (GO): cytoplasmic translation
Cellular component (GO): cytosolic large ribosomal subunit; ribosome
Molecular function (GO): structural constituent of ribosome
Source: RefSeq, a predicted model, not a curated record
AUGUCGAAGUCUAAGAACCACACCGCUCACAACCAAACCAAGAAGGCUCACAGAAAUGGUAUCAAGAAGCCAAGAACCCACAAGUACCCAUCUUUGAAGGGUGUCGACUCCAAGUUCAGAAGAAACCACAAGUACGCUUUGCACGGUACCGCUAGGGUCUUGGCUGCUGAACGUAAGAAUAAGAACUAA